AUGAGGAGAGCUGGAGUUGUGGAAAUUAGGUCGUUUUUGUCAUCUUUGCGGCACUAUGAGGACUAUGAGCUCAGGUCCUUGGCUCUGUAUCUGCUGUGGUUCCUAGGUUUUGUAUUCUGGGCUGCCGCUGCAGCUAUGGCCUUUGGUGGAAUCUGUGGGAUCCUGAUGUACGAGAACUACAAAUAUUUAUCUCAGGAUUAUUUCUUGCAUCUCCUUGGCUACCUGGCUGUUGCAGUUGCAUUUUUCUUGCUACCUACUGGCGUUUUGGCUAUCUCUAUCAAUGUCAAGACCUCCCGCUACAAGCAAGGAGUUUUCAUGUACUUGCUGCUGGUCCUUCUUUGCCUAGAAAUGACUUUGGGAGUUCUGGCACAGCUUAACUCUAAUUGGAUGGCUUCUGAUCUGAAAAACACUAUGAGAUCCCUCAUCUAUCAGUACAAUGGGUCACACCCUCAGGGUCCUGGUGACAGGUUUGUGGAUGAGGUACAGAGGGAGCUGCAGUGUUGUGGAGUCCAGAACUACAUGGACUGGCUAAAGACAACGCCAGCUAAUUGGCAUCUUCCAGCUGAAAAACCUCGUGUCCCUGCAAGCUGCUGUAGGGAGAAGUAUUCUUACUGCAGAGGUGACUUAAACAACCCGGAGCAGCUCUUUCAGGAAGGAUGUCUAAAGAAGCUGGAAGACCAACUACAUUUUAUCAUGUUCUACAUGUUUUGGUGCUGUGUUGGGCUGAGCAUCUUAGAGCUGUUGGCUGGUGUCAGCAAUGGUGUCCUCAUGAGGCACCAGCCUUUCCACGACCUCCGAAUUCUGGACUCAUCUACUUGCUGA
This is a messenger RNA of Apaloderma vittatum (bar-tailed trogon), 822 nucleotides long. RefSeq names its product tetraspanin-3-like. The transcript has a single exon. NCBI's taxonomy places the organism in Eukaryota, Metazoa, Chordata, Aves, Trogoniformes, Trogonidae. Bases 1 to 822 code for a protein of 273 amino acids. Gene Ontology annotation, cellular component: membrane. The record is from RefSeq and is a predicted model, not a curated record.